GGAGACCUGCUGAGCUCUGAUUUGAAAGCACAUUAAAGGCAACAGGGUGCUGCUGCUGGGGGGUGUUCCUUCUCCGUGUCCUUGUGGCCCUGGCCAAGCCUGGUUGAACGUCAGCUGGGAUGAAGACUUGCCAAAGCAAGAAAUCCCAAAAGGGCUCUGCUGUCAGAUGGGGAGAUGCCAGGGGGCUGGAACGCCUCCUCUGACAGCCCGGAGCUGCGAGCAGCAGGGAUCAUCGUGCCCAUCAUCUUCUCCCUCAUCUUCCUCCUGGGCACCGUGGGGAACGGGCUGGUGCUGGCCGUGCUGCUACGGAACGGCCAAGUGAAGUAUAACACCACCAACCUCUUCAUCCUCAACCUGGCCAUGGCCGACCUGUGCUUCAUCGUCUGCUGUGUCCCCUUCCAGGCCACCAUUUACACCCUGGACGGGUGGCUCUUCGGGGCCUUUGCCUGCAAGGCCGUGCAUUUUCUCAUCUACCUCACCAUGUACGCCAGCAGCUUCACCCUGGCUGCGGUCUCCAUUGACAGGUACCUGGCCAUCCGCUACCCACUGAAGUCCCGGGAUCUCCGCACCACCCGAAACGCAGGAGUGGCCAUCGUAGUGAUCUGGUCGCUGUCCCUGCUCUUUGCAGGGCCUUACCUCAGUUACUACCAGAUUGUCCAUUACCACGGGGUGCCCAUCUGCGUCCCCAUCUGGGAGGACCAGCGCCGAAAAAUUCUGGACAUCCUCACAUUUGUCUUUGGAUACCUCUUACCCGUGACUGUGGUGAGCCUGGCGUAUGCCAGGACCAUCAAGUUCCUGUGGACCUCCGUAGACCCCGUUGAAAGGAUCUCGGAGUCCCGUAAGGCCAAGCGGAAGGUCACCAAGAUGAUUGUGGCUGUUGCUAUCUUGUUCUGCCUCUGUUGGCUUCCCCACCAUCUGGUCAUCCUCUGCUUCUGGUUUGGCCACUUCCCCUUCAACAGAGCCACGUAUGCCUGCCGCCUGGCUUCCCACUGCCUUUCGUACGCCAAUUCCUGCCUCAACCCCAUCGUCUAUGCCCUCAUCUCCAAGCACUUCCGAAAGCGUUUCAAGCAGGUCUUCACCUGCCUCUUCUUCCAGAACAAGAACAGGAAGAAGAAGAAGCGAGUUGGAAAUCAAGUCCACGUGGUCAACGUGGGCAAAGGUUUCACCAACAGCACCGGAGGCUUCUGUGGAGGCAACACGGAGGUGACCCAGGUCCCACGGGAGAACAGCAGGAGGAGGGACGCGGAAGGUGCCAACCAUGCCAGAGCAUGGACUCACCAGCUACAAGACGCCAUGGCCUCUGCUCAGAAGGAACUGCUGGAGGAGGAAAGCUUGGUAACAGCUGGCAAUCUCCUAGCCAUGACCCCCCCGAGAAGAUCUCAGGAGUGUCUGACCGUUCACUAUAAAUGAACGAAGCAAAGAAACCUCUUCUCCAGCCAGUGAGUGAACACUCCGCUCCAGAAUAAUGUGGGGCAUUGGUAUUUCUUCAUCAUGAGGAGUUUCAUCCCUUCCUCCUGGGGCUGGAGGACCUGUUGCUCUCUGAGCAGUGAUGCUAUUUGGUGAAAUUAGCUCUAUGUGCAUGGUUUACUGACUUGGCAAGACACUUUUUUUCCAUGUAAUGACUAUUUUGGUGGCACCCACGUGCACUUAGUUCAAUCUUUUCUCCUCAGUGCCCCUUCCAACCUAAUGGAGAGGGCUUCCAGGAGAGCGCGAGGCCUACACCAGCCGGUGGGCUGGGACAUCUUCCACAACACUCAUCGCUGUGGGACUGCUGUGGGACCCCUGUCCUCCUGGGAGCAAGACUUACCCCUGCUUUGUUCCUUGUUGGCCACCCUGCCCUGAACAGCCACAGAGGAGGCUUUGUUUGUGGUAACAGUUGAACGACACCCCACAGGAGGGCCGAGCGUCCCUGCUCACAAAGCUGAGCUCAAGCGCUGCAGAGCUCAACAACCCCCUCCAAAAUCCCACAGCCAGGCCUCAGAUGCCUUAUCCGCAAAGCGUUAAACCUGCCACUGCGCUGUUCCAGCUCAGUAUUUACAGUAAAUAUUGCAUGCUUGCAACAGCCCUCGUUUUCCUUAAUUGCAGAUGGCAUUUGCUCGGUGCUGUGUGGCUAAUGAGUGUGUAACUUCUAGUGUGAAGCAAAUCUAUGCUGAUAAUGCCCUAAGAGCAGAUGAAAAAGAGAAAGCUUGGCAAAAAGUGUCUAGUGAGGGCAGUGACACUUGUGGGACACUGCAGAGUUUCGUGCUGGAGCUGACUGUCAUGGCAUCAGUAGGUUUCAGAGUGAACGUGUUUGCCCUGAAUGGGGUGGAUGGCAAUUUUUUCCUGACAGUUCACUUCUUGCCUGCCCACAGCCAGCACGUGCGUGGAGCUAACCCUCCCAGCAAGGCCCCUGAGGCUGGUUUUCCAGGAGGAGACGCAGAGGCCAGGUGGUGCGGCAGACUGCAGGCUGGAAAUCCGCGGGGACCGCGCUGCUCACUUCACAGCUAAUUCAGACAGCGAGGGAGCCCCAGCUGGGAGAGAGGAGCCAUUUGCUGCCAGCCCACUGCCGAAUGCCAGCAUGCCAAAUGCAAUCGUUGGAGGCAGCACGGCCCCGUCAGUGGUGCCCCGAGCCCUGCGCAGGCUGUGGAAACCCUGGUGGCCUUCCUUGCCCCUGUGUCUGGUGGGAUCUUGGAGAUGCAGCUGAAGGUUGCGGUCAUAGGUGAAAAAAUUUUGGCUCUGUCCUUGUCCUCUGGCACUUUCAGUGCUAUGGGCACUGUAGAGUGGGGAUGAGGACACCUGGCAGCAAUGGGAUCUGGGGGUUUGAAGGGCUCUGGUGCGUGCAAGAUGCUGCAGACCUCGCAGCAGAGCUACACCCUCCCACCCCCCUUUUAUUCCUCUUCUCUUCACAUCCCCUGCCUCUGCUUGCGUAAAUCUUCCCUUAUUGCUUUGUCCUGCCCACUCGUCAAAUUCCCAGGCGACGUGGCAUUUCUAACCCUCGCUGACGCUGAUGUGCAGCUUGUUAGAGCUCAGCUGCAAGGACACCCCCUUCCCCGCGCUGAGGUCAACUCCGUUGCUGCGCUGGGGAUUAUUCUUCUUUUCCCACUUAAGUGUUUGAUGUUGAUUUCCACCUUUCCAUGGCCUGCUGGCAUGUCACACCAGCCUCCAGGUACAAAAAUCUGCAUCGUUUCCAGAUGCAAAAGCCCAUUUCGCAGCCCAAAGUGCUGGAAGGAGAAGGGAACAGUGGUCAGGUUGCUCUGAUCCUGCUCCUCGUGGGUUCUGCUUGCAGAGGGAGCAGACCAGGUCAGGGCUGAGUGUUGUGUAUUGGGGUGAAGCCUAAAUAACACGGGACAAAGAGGACGGGAGAAAACCUGCGUGAGAAGGUUAAUUUAGCCCAGCAAGCCUCUGCAAGCCCAAGCUCCCAUUCCUCAGCUCUCUGGGGCUGAGCCCCUGUUUUGGGGAGCACGUGAGCGGGAAGGGCAGACGCUGUGUCUGGCUUGGGGAGCUCCCAUAGCCAGGAGGGAAUUCCAGUCUGCCCAGUAACAGCACGCAUGCUCCAACUGGUCCAGUGGCUCAAAGCUAGGGGAGAAGAAAAUGUGACUUCUCCUUGAUACCGCGCUGGCUGUAAUUAAAGCUGAAGGAGCUUGAUUGCUGUUCUGCACGCAGCCUCCCCGUCAGACUGAUUAGCGUUCGGCGGUCUCUGCUUCCAGCUUUUCACCUUAAUUAAUGAUUACUUGCUUAUAUUUUCUUCCCUACUUCUCAUCACUCGGGCUGAUGAGCUUGGCUUUAACCCUCUCAGGGCUGGCUGCACCUGGGCAGUGGCCUGACUGCAGCUCAGUGGGGUGGUGAGGGCAGGCUGGGCAGCUGCCUCUGCCAUAAAAUCAGGCAAGGGACAGCUUUGGGGUGAGGUGACAGUCGUGGACAGCAUGUCCUAGUGGUUUUGUGCUGCUCCUGGUACGUGGGCCUUUCCCUGAUGAGCCCGUUAGCUAUAGGAAACUCUGCUUAUUUGCUUUUGGGUUUAGCCGCCUGUCUUCUGGUUCCUAAUCCGUGACCAGGCUUAGCAGGCUGCCAGCUGAUUAUUUCAGCUCUUCUGCAAGCCACAUGGUAUCUUCCCCUCUCAGAGCUUUCAGAAGAAAAAAAAAAAAAAAAAAAGAAUGAAAGAAAACAACAGAUGAGUGCUAUUUGCUGCAUCUCCUUCAUCAGCCUCCUAAUCAAAACUGCUGGCUCUUCCACCGAGCCAUCCCCUGGGCCCUGGGGCUCGGGGCCGCUCUCCCACGCUGGCUGGGUGCAGUGCACGAGGAAAGCAUCUUUCCGCCAGUACCUUUCCAUGACGGAGGAGAUGAAAUCCAGCUUGCUCGCUGAACGAGCCGAGGAAACAGCUGAAAGGGUGGAUGGUUUGCUGGAGAUGCUUCACGGGGCUUCCUUAGCAGCACGGAGGAUCAUUAGCAUGAUGGAUUUGGAAAGGUAAAAGCGGAGGCAGUAAUGGUGUUCAGAUGUGGGCUCGAUACCCUGGAGUUUAAUUAUUUCAACUGCUGAAAAGUGAAAAAGGUAGCAGCUUCCCGAUGCUCACGCGUUACCGCAGCACACGCUUCGCAUUCACUAGCAUGGGUGAGUGGCUGCUUCAGAGCAAGGCCUUUUGCUUGGAAACAUCCACGCGGCUUUGCUGGGAGGCUUCGUACUCCAGAGGAGCCAGAUCCUCAGCUCCUCAGCCUGGCUGGUUUUAUCUGUGUCUUACAAGCACUUCAUGCAGGGCUGAGGGGCUGCUGAGGUCGCUGCGGAGCCGUGCGCUGGAUGGAGAGGGGAAUUAAUUCAAGUGCAUUUGGAGGUACAGUGGUGAGGGGAGAGCAGGGCUUUGGGUCAGGUCCUGUCUGCCAGAGCCUGCUGGCAGCCUGGCGCCACGGCCCUGAGGAGGAGGAUGGGCACCGCCACUCGAGGAAGGCCUGAAAUGCGGUGCCUGGCAGUGUAAUGCAAGGGAAAAGGGGAGAUGGACCGAGUUUAAUGGCAAAAUAAACAGCAGAGUGAAGCCCUGUGCUGUCGUUUUCAUCAUUACCGUAGCAGACACCUCUGUGGGAAGCUGCCACCAACCUCACACCUCCGGGCUGCGCAGGCAAAUCCAUGGCCAGGGUGCGAGGGCAGGGGGAAAAGCUGCUGGGUGAGGCUCAAAACGUCGUGCCAGGAGCAGAAGGAAAAGCAGAUGGAGCCCGGGAGCAGCUCCCAGCACAGCGUGAAGCCACGCUCGCUUUCUCCCCCAGACCCUGUUCAUUCCCUCCCCAGCACCUGACUCCCUGCUGAGACAGAGCUGCGGAGCACGGCCAGCUGACCCAACAAAUGGUGUGGGGUGAUUCCUCUCUUAUUUUUCUCCCCGCUGGAAAUCAGAUCCCAUUUUCUUUAUCUGUUUCCACUGAAGCAGCAGCAAAGCCAGCGAUGAGGCUGCUCUUAGCUGCCUCAGCUCAUUGUGCCAGCCUCCAGGGGCCUGCCAGCGCUGCCUCACCUCCCGCGGAGGCGGCAGUGCUGCGAGAGGCAAGGCAACAACACUCCUGGGUGGCUGCAGCACCCUCACCUUUCCACUCCAAGCACAGAGCGAGGAGCACUUACGGAAAAGCUCCAGCACCAGGCAAAACUGAAGGCCUGAAGAGCUU
Molecule: messenger RNA, 5615 nt
Organism: Anas platyrhynchos (mallard)
Lineage: Eukaryota; Metazoa; Chordata; Aves; Anseriformes; Anatidae
Gene: GALR3
Product: galanin receptor 3
Biological process (GO): G protein-coupled receptor signaling pathway
Cellular component (GO): plasma membrane
Molecular function (GO): G protein-coupled receptor activity
Source: RefSeq, a predicted model, not a curated record